AUGGAGACUCUGCCACCUGAACCACUCAGGAAGGGGAGACUCACCUCUGUGCUGGCUCUGGCAACCUUGGCAGCUGCCUUCGGAUCAGCUUUCCAGUACGGUUACAACAUCUCAGUGGUCAACACACCGCACAAGGUCUUGAAAUCAUUUUAUAAUGAAACCUACUUUGAACGAUAUGGAAAGUUCAUGGAUGACAGUUUCCUGUUGCUUCUCUGGUCUAUCACCGUGUCCAUGUUUCCCCUGGGUGGCCUGGUAGGCGCCCUCGUUGUUGGCCCGUUGGUGGACAAAUGUGGCAGAAAGAGGACCCUUCUCCUCAAUAACAUAUUUGCCAUCAUUCCUGCCAUCUUGAUGGGGUCCAGCAAAGCUGCCAAGUCAUAUGAGAUGAUCAUCCUUUCCCGAGUGCUGGUGGGAAUCUGUGCAGGCAUCGCCUACAGCGCCCUGCCCAUGUACUUGGGAGAGCUGGCACCCAAAAACCUGAGAGGCACGUUAGGAACAAUGACGGAGGUUUUUGUCAUCAUGGGAGUCUUUUUGGCCCAGAUCUUCAGCCUCCAGGCCAUUCUGGGGAAUCCUGAAGGCUGGCCUGUGCUCCUGGCAAUCACAGGGAUCCCCGCAGUCCUGCAGCUCCUCUCUCUGCCCCUGUUCCCAGAGAGUCCCAGGUACACGCUGAUUCAGAAAGGCGAUGAAGAGCAGGCCCGGAAAGAUUUACGGAAGCUGAGAGGCUGGGAGGAUGUGGAGGAGGAGAUGGACGAGAUGCGCGUGGAGGACCAGUCCGAGAAAGCUGAGGGGCGACUGUCCGUGCUCAACCUUUUCACCUUCAAGCCCCUGCGAUGGCAGCUCAUCUCCAUCAUUGUCCUCAUGACUGGCCAGCAGCUUUCGGGGAUCAACGCGAUCAACUACUAUGCAGACACGAUCUAUGCCUCAGCGGGCGUGAAUCCCACACACUCCCAGUACGUGACCGUGGGUGCAGGCAUAGUCAACAUUAUAAUGACAGUGAUUUCAGCUUUCACUGUGGAGCUCCUGGGGAGACGUCUCCUGCUAAUGAUUGGCUACGGAAUAUGCGGCUCAGCCUGUGUGGUGCUAACGUUGGCUCUCAUCUUCCAGCCCAGGGUUCCAGAGCUGUCUUACCUGAGCAUCAUCUGUGUCUUUGCCUACAUUGCAGGACAUUCAACGGGGCCUAGUCCGGUUCCCUCAGUGGUAAGAACUGAAAUAUUCCUGCAGUCUUCCCGUCCAGCUGCAUUCAUGGUGGAUGGAGCUGUCCACUGGCUCACCAAUUUCAUCAUAGGUCUGGUGUUUCCCUUCAUCCAGGAGGGCAUCGGUGCCUACAGCUUCAUCAUCUUUGCUGCGAUCUGCCUUUUCACUGCCAUCUAUAUCUAUGUGGUUAUUCCUGAGACAAAGGACCAGACAUUUGUGGAAAUCAGCCAGGUUUUUGCCCAAAGAAAUAAGGUGGAAAUCCCAGAGAAGAAAAAAGAAGAAGCAACAGACUUCAACUCUUGCCCUUCGAAAAAGGAAACACAUUUCUAAUGGUGCCCGUGAUCCCUGUGUGUCUCCAGCAGCCUCUUCCCCUGCUUCCCCAUCCUGCCAUUUUCCCUCAUUCAAAAACCUCCCUAGAGAAGAUGGGAGUAGCUCAAGGUCACUGAAACUAGUGAGCUACCCUACCCCUCUUGUUUCCUCCCUGCUGGCUGGAAUGCAGGCAAGGGGCUACUGACUUCCCUCUUCCAUAAGCAGCUCAGGGCUCCUCUUGCCUCUCUAACUUUCCUUUUCCAUCCCCUUAACUCACUUCUCAUUGUCUUCCUACCCUAUAUGUUGUUGUUGUUGUUGUUGUUUCUAUUGUGUCUGACUGACCCUUUGUGACCCCAAUUGGAGUUU
Monodelphis domestica (gray short-tailed opossum) is the source of this 1866-nucleotide messenger RNA. RefSeq names its product solute carrier family 2 member 7 (gene SLC2A7). The record is from RefSeq and is a predicted model, not a curated record. Gene Ontology annotation, molecular function: D-glucose transmembrane transporter activity. Gene Ontology annotation, cellular component: plasma membrane. Lineage: Eukaryota; Metazoa; Chordata; Mammalia; Didelphimorphia; Didelphidae. Gene Ontology annotation, biological process: dehydroascorbic acid transport.